AUGGAGCCUGAGGUCCUGCAGCAGUGUGGGCGCGCCAGGGGUCGGGCAUGCGUGGGGAAGGGUCGGAAAGGCACUGAGCGCCGCCAGAGGUGGGUGCUGCUGUGGUCAGCCAACAAGGUGUUUGAGGAGCUGACAGACAUCGAGAGGCAAUUCCACAAGGCCUUCUACACCGUGCGGGCCUGUCUGAACUGUGACCGAUACUCGGUGGGCCUCCUGGACAUGACCAAGGAGAAGGAAUUCUUUGAUGUGUGGCCUGUGCUGAUGGGAGCAUCCCAGCUGUACUCAGGCCCACGCACGCCAACGGCCACGUAAGAAAUCAUCUUCUACAAAGUCAUUGACUACAUCCUCCAAAGUCAUUCCGUAAGUGCCAGGCUUCACAAUAGGCGUCCCCGCAGGAGGGACACCCUCAGCCCCAGGCGUGGCUUCAGGACCACAGUGGGCACUCCACCGGCCGCCCACUGGGCCCUGGCCAGCGGCCUUCCGCCCUGCGUGGCAGAAAGUGGCUUUCCAACCAGGGGGCGCCUGGGGAAGGAGCCUGCUGACUGCGAUGAGGACGAGCUCGGGUCGAUCUUGAAGGAAGAGCUGCCGAGGCCCAGGAAGUCUGACAUCUAUGAGUUCCACUUCUCUGACCUGGAGUGCACAGAACUGGAGUUGGUCAAAUGUGGCAUCCAGAUGUACUACGAGCUGGGCGUGGUCUGCAAGUUCCAGAUCCCCCGGAGGUGGGUCCUCGUGCGGUUCCUGUUCUCCAUCAGCAAAGGGUUCUGGAGAAUCACCUACCACAACUGGCGCCAUGGCUUCAGUGGCCCAACAAUGUUCCUGUUGCUCAUGACGGGCAAGCUGAAAGGCUACUACAUGGACGUGGAGGCCUUCACCAUGGUGACAGCCGGUCUGUGCCAUAACAUCAACCACCGCGGCACCAACAACCUGUACCAGAUGAAGUCCCAGAAUCCCUUAGCCAAGCUCCGUGGCUCUUUAAUUUUGGAACGCCACCACCUGGGGUUUGGGAAGUUCCUGCUCUCGGAGGAGAGCUUGAACACCUACCAGAACCUGAACCGGCAUCAGCACGAGCAUGUGAUCCACCUCAUGGACAUCACCAUCAUCGCAACAGACCUGGCGCUCUAUUUCAAGAAGAGGACGAUGUUCCAGAAGAUCAUGGACGAGUCCAAGAACUAUGAGGACAAGAAGAGCUGGGUGCAGUACCUGUCCCUGGAGACAACGGAGAAGGGGAUUGUCAUGGCCAUGAUGAUGACGGCCUGUGACCUGUCUGCCAUCAAGGUUAGUGCUCAAGUUGCUCUUCUGGUGGCCGCUGAGUUCUGGGAACAAGGUGACUUGGAAAGGACAGUCUUGGAUCAGCAGCCCAUUCCUGUGAUGGACAGGAACAAGGCAGCCGAGCUCCCCAAGCUGCAGGUUGGCUCCAUCGACUUCGUGUGCACAGUCGUGUACAAGUGUGUGGCACGGAGGUGUUCCAUGUUCAUCUGCCAGCGGCAGGAGGGAGCGGAGGCGCCGGCCGACGAGUGCGAGGCCAAGGCGAAGGCCCUGGAGGGGGAGGGGGAGGAGGAGGAGGAGGAGAGGAGCAGCCACCGAGAAGGGCCCGCGGGGCGGCACCGCCGGACCUCCCGGGUAGCGGGUGCCGAGGCAGAGAGUCACGGGACAGAGCAGAUUCCUUCAGACAGCCCUGUCGCCGGCCCACUCGGGUUCCCACUGCAGGAGCCGUGGUGGGGAGGCCCCGUCCCACGGAAAGGGGACGCCACCUCCACCGGGUUAGCAGACCCCGAGUGA
Molecule: messenger RNA, 1779 nt
Organism: Lemur catta (Ring-tailed lemur)
Lineage: Eukaryota; Metazoa; Chordata; Mammalia; Primates; Lemuridae
Product: rod cGMP-specific 3',5'-cyclic phosphodiesterase subunit beta-like
Biological process (GO): retina development in camera-type eye; signal transduction
Cellular component (GO): photoreceptor outer segment membrane
Molecular function (GO): 3',5'-cyclic-nucleotide phosphodiesterase activity
Source: RefSeq, a predicted model, not a curated record